AUGUCAAGGUCCUCUUGGAAAUUUUUAAUCUUUAUGAUAUAUGUAUCAUGCUUUUGCAGAAAUGGACAUUAUACCUUUUUCAAAUCAUCCAGUAGAAGCCAUGGAAGAACUUUAUCAGAAAAACCCGUAAAUACUGAAAUAAAUGCCAUAGCUGAAAAUGCAAUAUUAGAGUUAAAUGCCUUAGACACUGAAAAAAAUUCAAGCCCUGUUAGAAAUCAAGGGAGUCAGAAAUUUUUUGAAGAUGUAAAAAGUUCUAAAUAUUUAGACAUUAGUGUCCUUGAAGAAAGAUUGAAAAGAGAGUGGAACGAUCUAGCUCGUAGUGAAACCAAAAAUUGGUUUAAUGUUAUAAUAGGUAUUUGUGACACGUUGGUUGCAGAAUGUGAUUCUUACAUUGUUUGUGAUGACAAGGUUAAUAGUUGGUGCGAGUUACUAAAAAUGCUAACGUCAUUUCGUUUGGCCGAAAUUAAUGAAAGCAAUGUAAUUUUUGAAAAAUUUUUAGAUUAUAUGAGAGAAAAGAAACGAGAAAAUCCAAGUAACACAUUAGACGAAGAAGAAGAAAAUAUCUGGAAUGACAUUAAACAGUUAAAACAGAAAAAAGAUUCUGAAUGGAAAAAGUACCACGUUGCAACUUGGAGGUAUUGGUUUCAAAGGGAGUUCCCCACAGUUAACCUAAUCCAGCAAUGA
This is a messenger RNA of Plasmodium gonderi, 684 nucleotides long. RefSeq names its product ring-exported protein 3. The record is from RefSeq and is a predicted model, not a curated record. Bases 1 to 684 code for a protein of 227 amino acids. NCBI's taxonomy places the organism in Eukaryota, Apicomplexa, Aconoidasida, Haemosporida, Plasmodiidae. The transcript has 2 exons.